CAAUGAAAACCCGUGACGUAGUAUUGGUGACCACUCUGAGCUGCAGUGUAGUGGCUGUUCUGUUCGCUAUCGCAGUCUACCUGUUCGUCAGGAGGCGUAGGAGAAAGAGAGAGGACGACGACGACACCAGCUGUGCUAUACGGGCGGACACGACAUCGAGUGAUGGGGGCAGAGAGAAAAACAUCACGCGAUUAAAUGGAUUUCUGAGUCUGAAGACACCGCUGAUUAGCACAAAGACACUGGGAGCUCAACUCGAAACAACAUCAAUAAGUUCACCGCAAGCGAAAUCCCCGGCCGGCAGCAGCGCCGGUGCCGCCGCCAGCGCGUCCACUGCACCAGGCGAACGAACCCCAACCGCGCACAACAAGCAGCUGCAAAAUGUCAAGGGACAAGACCACCCGCCGCAUCCAUCUAUGGCGUUCCUUCAGAACCGGUCCAUCUCCCUGGUGGACAUGUACAUCGACAACUCGGAACCAUCGGAGAACGUCGGACAGAUACACUUCUCGCUUGAGUACGACUUCCAGAACACCACGCUGAUACUGAAGAUCAUACAGGGGAAAGACCUGCCGGCGAAGGACUUAAGUGGAACAUCAGACCCUUACGUACGCGUCACACUCCUCCCGGAUAAGAAGCAUCGUCUGGAGACCAAGAUCAAGCGUCGAACCCUGAACCCUCGGUGGAAUGAAACCUUUUACUUCGAAGGGUUCCCUAUACAGAAGCUGCAGAGUCGGGUCCUUCACCUGCACGUGUUCGAUUAUGAUCGGUUCUCGAGGGAUGAUUCUAUCGGGGAGGUGUUCCUUCCCCUCUGCCAGGUGGAUCUAAGCGAGAAGCCAUCAUUCUGGAAGGCGCUGAAGCCCCCAGCGAAGGACAAGUGCGGGGAGCUGCUUACCUCCCUCUGCUACCACCCGAGUAACAGUGUGCUCACCCUCACGCUGCUCAAGGCUAGGAAUCUGAAGGCGAAGGACAUCAAUGGGAAAUCAGAUCCGUACGUAAAGGUGUGGCUACAGUUCGGCGACAAACGCAUAGAGAAACGCAAGACAGCGAUAUUCAAAUGCACCCUGAACCCGGUGUUCAACGACUCGUUCUCGUUCAACGUCCCCUGGGAGAAGAUCAGGGAGUGCUCCCUGGACGUCCAGGUGAUGGACUUUGAUAACAUCGGCAGGAACGAGCUGAUCGGCAGAAUACUUCUGGCUGGCAAAAACGGAUCGGGAGCUACAGAAACGAAACACUGGCAGGACAUGAUCACAAAACCGAGGCAGACGAUCGUUCAGUGGCACCGCCUUAAGCCCGAGUAAAAUUGUUAUAAAAAAGUUACACAACAUAAGACUGAGCGGUUAAAAAUGUUACAUAACAUGGUAUGCUCUGGGGCUGUCCUUUCUUGCGCUGUGCACAGUACUUAGUUUUUUUUUUAUAUUUUUUUUUUCUUAAAAUAUUUUUAUGUGCUCUGUGGUAUGAUUUCGUAUAUUAUUUUACUUGUAUAAUUUCCUUUGAUUGAAAUUACGGUAUCGUAUUUUUCUACAGUGUUGUGAAGUGAAUUAUGUAUACCAAAAAAAAAAUAUUUUUUAGAU
Molecule: messenger RNA, 1568 nt
Organism: Manduca sexta (tobacco hornworm)
Lineage: Eukaryota; Metazoa; Arthropoda; Insecta; Lepidoptera; Sphingidae
Product: synaptotagmin-7-like
Exons: 10
Coding region: 3-1295 (430 amino acids)
Biological process (GO): regulation of dopamine secretion; cellular response to calcium ion; regulation of calcium ion-dependent exocytosis
Cellular component (GO): synapse; membrane; axon
Molecular function (GO): calcium-dependent phospholipid binding; calcium ion binding; SNARE binding
Source: RefSeq, a predicted model, not a curated record